AAAUGGGCCGUUCUUGAGGGCGUUCCUUCCUAGUUGGCUUUGGCUGGAGUGGGAAUCAGCUGUUAGCAGGCUAGCUUGUCGUCUCAAAUCUGAGCAUUAUACAUUUCUGUGUACGGUGAACGACCAUACCUAGAACAUUUGCUGAGACGAAGGAAUUCGGCAUAUUCUCUGACUGCAAUGCAGCGCAAGAAUAGCUAGAUCAAGUGGACCGGCAUAAAUAGCCAGUUAGCUGACGCCUGGAUUAGCGUUAGCCGGGUGUAGGGCUAGCUAGCAAACUACGUCUGGUUUAUGAAGACCAGAUUUAUGUUUUUUAACGUAUCAGCUGUCUAGCAGCUUCAGCUAGGCUUUUUAAAACUGAGUAUAACGUGUUGCUAUUAACGGUUAAACCGGUGUCCUAGCGUUGCCAGCCUUUGGAUUAGUUUAGUGGUCAAGCCUGUAUCUGGCCGACGUAUCAAUGCGCUACUCGCCAUGCCUUUGCGCACACGCCCUGAACAAGACAGGGAUUCAACUGUUCAGUUUGAAUUGUGUGUUGUAGAUAUGAACCCCGAUAUGUGGCUGCUACUCAUGUAUUUAAAAUUGAAUGUGUCAUUUUGAGACCAGACAUCACUGACAGUGGUUCUGUCUGAUGUUAUAGACGAGUGGACGGUUCUUUCAGAUAUCUGGGGUGUAGUCAGUAGUAGGACUUUAGCAAAUUGUUUAAUCAUGGGGGCUACAGUGUCAUGCUGCAUGUCCCCCGGCGGGAGUCCAAAGCUUGCAAGGAGAGCAGUCGAGCUCGACGACUACCCAAUAACCACCACUGGCGACGACGUAAGCGAGGACACGGGCACCUAUCUGCAGCACAUCAGCGAUAGAGAGGUCCCGGAUGAAUUGGCGCAGGAGUCGAACCCAUCCGAUAAUGCCAGAGCCAGCACAAUCUUCCUCAACAAGUCUCAGACUGAUGUGCGGGAGAAAAGGAGAAGUAACUACUUAAGUAAUCAUCACACGUCUCCUGGGUUAUCUAAAAAGUACAGCUCCUGCUCCACAAUAUUCCUUGACGAUAGCACGGUCAGCCUGCCCAACCUGAAGAGUACGGUCAAAUGUGUCACGUUGGCGAUAUACUAUCACAUAAAAAACAGGGAUUCAAACCGUUCUCUGGACAUUUUUGAUGAGAAGAUCCACCCAUUAACGAGAGAGAAGGUUCCAGAAGACUACUACAGCGUGGACCCUGAACACAAGCUCAUCUACCGCUUUGUCCGCACGCUCUUCAGCUCGGCCCAGCUGACUGCUGAGUGUGCCAUCGUCACCCUGGUGUACCUGGAGCGUCUGCUGACCUACGCUGAGAUGGACAUCUGUCCCUGCAACUGGAAGCGGAUCGUACUGGGAGCCAUCCUGCUGGCGUCCAAGGUGUGGGACGACCAGGCCGUGUGGAACGUAGACUACUGCCAGAUCCUCAAGGACAUCACCGUGGAGGACAUGAAUGAGAUGGAGAGGCACUUCCUGGAGCUGCUUCAGUUCAACAUCAACGUGCCGGCCAGCGUCUACGCCAAGUACUACUUUGACCUGCGCUCCCUGGCCGACGACAACAACCUCAACUUCCCCCUUGAGCCACUUGACAACCAGCGAGCCACUAAACUGGAGGCUAUCUCCAGACUGUGUGAGGACAAAUACAAGGAUCUGGGCAAGGUGACCAUAAGGAGGUCCCUCAGCGCAGACAAUCUGGUGGGUGUCCGAACCACCCACGCCGUGCUGUCCUAAAGCUGGACCUGCUACACACACAGGACAGGCUGAGGAUGCACCGAAGGUCUUCCUAAACUAGACACUCACUGGCACCAUCGACACACACAGCUGGUCCCAAAUCACGCCCAGAUCUGUAUGGUGGCAGCUCCACCACUGAUACUUACUCAUACACUCCAGAUCUGCAAGAAGGGAUGGAGUGUCUGACACCACACACUGACCAUGGUGAGGAAGCCUCUAACUACCCUGUGGUGUAGUUUGGCACACGGACAGAUGGUGAUGUAGGGCGGUUUUCUUUGCUUACUGUGUAGGCCCUUUAGCUGGGAAAUGUAUCGGUUUUUAAUUGAACAUAUUUUCAGUUGCUGUUUAUUUCAAAUAAACCGUAAUAAACUAUCAAAUCUG
Molecule: messenger RNA, 2115 nt
Organism: Oncorhynchus mykiss (rainbow trout)
Lineage: Eukaryota; Metazoa; Chordata; Actinopteri; Salmoniformes; Salmonidae
Product: cyclin-Y-like protein 1
Biological process (GO): regulation of cyclin-dependent protein serine/threonine kinase activity
Molecular function (GO): protein kinase binding
Source: RefSeq, a predicted model, not a curated record